Herpailurus yagouaroundi (jaguarundi) is the source of this 610-nucleotide messenger RNA. It is a transcript of the gene GNG3, whose product is annotated as G protein subunit gamma 3. The coding region runs from base 1 to 228 and encodes 75 amino acids. Gene Ontology annotation, cellular component: heterotrimeric G-protein complex. The record is from RefSeq and is a predicted model, not a curated record. Gene Ontology annotation, molecular function: G-protein beta-subunit binding. Gene Ontology annotation, biological process: G protein-coupled receptor signaling pathway. NCBI's taxonomy places the organism in Eukaryota, Metazoa, Chordata, Mammalia, Carnivora, Felidae. The transcript is spliced from 2 exons.
AUGAAAGGGGAGACCCCUGUGAACAGCACUAUGAGUAUUGGGCAAGCCCGCAAGAUGGUGGAACAGCUUAAGAUUGAAGCCAGCUUGUGCCGGAUAAAGGUGUCCAAGGCAGCAGCAGACUUGAUGACUUACUGUGAUGCCCACGCCUGCGAGGAUCCCCUCAUCACCCCUGUGCCCACUUCGGAGAACCCCUUCCGGGAGAAGAAGUUCUUCUGUGCCCUCCUCUGAGUCGCCCGUCCCUCCCUACAAGCUCUUCACCUUUCCUCCUCCUAGGCCCUUCCUUAGGUCAGUAACUGUCGUGAGCCCCUGAGGGUCCCUGCAUCCCAUCCCUAGCCCUUGUCCAACCCUGUGAGGUUAUCUGAAGCACAAGGCUCUCCGUCACCCCAUUUCCUCGCCCACUUCGGCCGACCCCAAGUACCCCCUGACUAGGGGAGCCCCCCUUAGCUCCGUCCCCAGAAGGGCCGUCCGACUGCCAGCGUCCUGCCGGCUUCUCUCUGUGACCCGCUCAGACAAUGGAGAGAGGGAUGGGCCGGGUGCUUGCUCUCAGUCUCACCUGGAGCUAUCAGAAGGGUAAAGCCAUUUGAAGAAUAAAGUCAUCCAGAGUCUCAGA